AUGAAUUCUAGGCCCGAUUCGAUCAGGGAGACGAAUGUCUCGAGAGAAGCGAGAAGUUCACGACCCAACAACAACAACAACAACAGCAGCAGUCAGGGUAACCCUGCCGUGGGUAAUGAAGAUGAAGUCGAGCACGAAUAUCUCUCCGGAGUCAAAUUGGCCUUGGUCAUAAUUGCGGUUAUUGCGAUCGCUUUGCUUGUCAUGCUUGAUAUGUCCAUAAUCGCUACGGCAAUCCCUAAAAUCACGAGCGAUUUUCACUCUACUGCGGGCGUUGGUUGGUACGGAAGUGCGUAUUUAUUAACAAGCUGUACUCUCCAGCCUAUGUCAGGCAAGGUAUAUUCUCGGUUCAACGUCAAGUAUACAUAUAUAGCCUUCAUCGCCCUUUUCGAGCUUGGCUCAUUAGUAUGUGGGGUUUCAACCUCUUCCAAUAUGUUUAUAGUAGGGAGGGCAAUCGCUGGGAUGGGGAGUUCUGGCGUGUCGAACGCUCGUACGUUACGUUCUGACUUACGGUCUGGCGGCCAGAUAGGCGUUGUGGCCUCACCGUUGAUUGGAGGUGCAUUGACGGAAUAUGCGACCUGGAGAUGGUGCUUCUACAUCAAUCUCCCCAUCGGGGGCCUGGCAGUGCUUUUUCUUCUUUCCAUCUCACUUCCCGAACACGGUCUUAGCAGACCAGAGCAGCGAUCAGAAAUAAAAUUUGCUUCUCUCUUUUCCGAUCUCGACAUCAUAGGUUUUCUUCUCCUCUCUCCGACCCUCGUCAUGUUUCUUCUUGCUCUCGAAUGGGGUGGAACGACUUAUCCCUGGAAUACUGCCAUGGUUAUCGACCUCUUCUGUGGGUCCGCCGGCAAUCUGGUAUUGUUUUUAACUUGGGAAUAUAAAAAGGGAGACGCGGCAAUGAUUCCCUUGAAAAUGAUCAAACAGCGGGUUGUCUGUUCUUCUUCGUUGACUAUGUUCUUCCUUUAUGCAAAUAGCCUGAUCUGUUCUUACUACCUGGCUGUAUACUUCCAAGGAGUGCGAGGCGAACCACCGAUGUUUAGUGGCGUGUAUAUGCUACCGGGGGUCAUUGCUCAAAUGAUCUCUGGCUUUCUAUCUGGCUUAGCGGUCACCCGGCUUGGUUAUUACCUGCCCUCGGCAGUUACGGGAACACUCUUAACCGCAAUCGGAUCUGGAUUGAUGAGUCUAGUCACUCCGCACACAAGCAUGGGUAAAUGGAUGGAUUGGCCCCUCAUAGCAGUCCAAACCAAUCUGCCUCCCUCCAAAAUCGCCGUCAGCAUGGCCUUUCUCUAUUUCUGUCAGAACUUCGGUGGAGCACUGUGGCUUUCCUUCGCUAGCACAGUCUUCAACACCGGUCUUGCAAACCUUCUACCCAUCUACGCACCAAACGUUUCUGUUUCGGAAGUUACGUCGGCUGGUGUAUCUGGAAUGCGAUCUGUGAUCCCGCAUUCUAGUUUAGUGGGUGUGGGUAUCGCUUACAAUGAUGCUAUUCAGCAUGUUUUCUAUAUGGUUGCUGGGACUGCGGGGGCGGCCUUUAUAUUUAGUUGGGGCCUAGGAUGGAAGAGCGUUCAGAAGAGGAGAGCCUAG
Messenger RNA from Aspergillus homomorphus CBS 101889, 1578 nucleotides. RefSeq names its product MFS general substrate transporter. The record is from RefSeq and is a predicted model, not a curated record. Gene Ontology annotation, biological process: transmembrane transport. Gene Ontology annotation, molecular function: transmembrane transporter activity. The transcript has 9 exons. NCBI's taxonomy places the organism in Eukaryota, Fungi, Ascomycota, Eurotiomycetes, Eurotiales, Aspergillaceae. The coding region runs from base 1 to 1578 and encodes 525 amino acids.